This is a messenger RNA of Neoarius graeffei (lesser salmon catfish), 4273 nucleotides long. It is a transcript of the gene slc7a3a, whose product is annotated as solute carrier family 7 member 3a. Gene Ontology annotation, biological process: transmembrane transport; amino acid transport. NCBI's taxonomy places the organism in Eukaryota, Metazoa, Chordata, Actinopteri, Siluriformes, Ariidae. The transcript has 12 exons. Bases 138 to 2060 code for a protein of 640 amino acids. Gene Ontology annotation, cellular component: plasma membrane. The record is from RefSeq and is a predicted model, not a curated record. Gene Ontology annotation, molecular function: amino acid transmembrane transporter activity.
AGUCUAAAAAGCCUGUGUGUGUUCAAUACUGAAGGAGUCACUGAUCGGUCCGGCUGCUGAAGGGCAACAGAAGGUGUGUGCGUCCAAGAAUCCAGACAAACCCUAAACGUCCCGACUCCACUCUUCUACAUUCAGCCAUGGUGGACAAACUGGCUGCUGUAGGACGCAUGCUGCUGCGGCGCCGUGUCCUGAACUGUUCCAGCGAGGAGACCCGCUUUGCCCGCUGCCUCUCCACUCUGGAUCUGGUAGCCCUGGGUGUUGGCUCUACACUCGGUGCUGGCGUAUAUGUGCUAGCUGGAGAGGUAGCGAGAGAGAAGGCAGGUCCUGCUAUUGUGCUUUGUUUCCUGGUGGCAGCCCUGUCGUCCAUGCUGGCAGGACUUUGCUAUGCAGAGUUCGGGGCUCGAGUGCCAAAGACGGGCUCGGCUUACCUGUACAGCUAUGUGACUGUGGGAGAAAUCUGGGCCUUCAUUACUGGCUGGAACCUCAUCCUGUCUUAUGUCAUUGGUACAGCCAGUGUUGCUCGAGCCUGGAGCUCCACCUUUGAUAACCUGAUAGAACAGCGGAUCUCGAGCUUCUUCAGGUCAGUCAUGGCCAUGAAGGUUCCAGGCAAUGUGCUCGCUGAGUACCCAGACCUGUUCGCACUUGUUCUCAUUCUGCUGCUGACUGGCCUGCUUGCCUUUGGUGUAAGUGAGUCUGCGCUCGUGAACAAAAUCUUCACCGGAAUCAACCUGGUGGUGUUGGGCUUUGUUAUGAUCUCCGGCUUCAUCAAAGGCGAUACAGCGAACUGGAAUCUCACAGAGGAUUACUUUGUCAAUGAUACGAACAUCACAACACUGGCAGACAUGGAGAAAUCUUUUGGAAGUGGUGGUUUUGCACCAUUUGGCUUCAGAGGCAUCUUGGCUGGUGCAGCCACAUGUUUCUACGCUUUUGUGGGAUUUGAUUGCAUCGCAACUACAAGUGAGGAAGCCAAGAACCCGAUGCGCUCCAUCCCUUUGGGGAUCGUUAUUUCUCUGCUCAUCUGCUUCUUCGCCUAUUUUGGCGUUUCAGCCGCCCUUACACUAAUGAUGCCAUAUUACAAGCUCAAUACCCAGAGUCCUUUGCCUGAGGCCUUCAGCUAUGUGGGCUGGGCACCAGCACGAUACAUAGUGGCUGUGGGUUCACUCUGCGCUCUCUCUACCAGUCUGCUGGGCUCCAUGUUUCCUAUGCCACGUGUAAUCUACGCCAUGGCCGAGGACGGGCUGCUGUUCCGUUCUCUCUCCAGCAUGAGCAAGCGCACCAGAACGCCACUCCUGGCCACGGCGGUGUCUGGAUGUGUAGCAGCACUCAUGGCUUUCCUGUUUGACCUGGCUGCAUUGGUUGACCUCAUGUCUAUUGGGACGUUGCUGGCUUACUCUCUGGUGGCUGUGUGUGUUCUCAUUCUCAGAUACCAGCCUGGAACGCUUAACUCCUUCGGUCAGAGUGAAAAGCUGGUGGAGCUGGUGGGAGGUGAGAAGGUGGCUGUGUCUGGAGACAGCGGAGAUGAAUAUGGUCUCGACUCAGAUGAUCGUCUCCCCAGGGAGAAGUUCUCCUUCAAGCUACUCUUGGUUCCCUCCAGGGACAGCCCGACCAAAAUAUCUGGAGCAAUCGUCUAUGCCGUGACGGCGAUUAUCUCCGUGCUGAUCACUGCGCUGUGUGCCGUGUUGGCCAUGUGGCUAGACGCACUGCUGGAAGGCCAUAUUGUGUGGGUGGCUGUGUGUGCUGUUCUCAUGUCAUUGUGCUGCUUCUGUGUCAUCGUUAUCUGGAGGCAGCCUGAGAGCAAAGAAGCGCUCACUUUCAAGGUGCCUCUUCUGCCUUGGCUGCCUUUGUUUAGUGUUUUUGUCAAUAUCUACCUCAUGAUGCAGCUGGAUCUGGCCACGUGGUGCCGCUUUGCAGUUUGGAUGGCUCUUGGCUUCCUGAUUUACUUUUUCUAUGGGAUCUGGAACAGCAGUGAGGCCCUGAACAGCACCCAGCAAAAGAAGAAGAAGAAGACCCCCAUCUACUUGGCAGGUGAUGACAGUGAGGUGGAGGGCAUGUCUCCCUGAUAAACAGAGAAGCAGCUCCUCUCGGACCAUGAAGUACUCCACGUACAUUGUGAAGAUUACACAUUCAGUGUUAUACAAUCGCAAGCUUUUAUUAUAUACAUUUGGUCAAGCAUUUAUUUGAGGGGGGGAAAAAAAACAACCUAGAAUGUACUCCGUACAUUAAAUCAAUCUGAUGUUAACGAUUUUACUUGAUAUUGAUGGUAAAGAAUGGUAAUAGUCCAGUACAGAUAAAUCCGAGCAGUGUUGUAGCUAAUGAAGGUAGUGUACUCUUCAUACUGUAGAAGCUGGUGUGUCUUAGACCAUAGGCUAAAUGUAUACAGGGUAUUUGCGAACGAAUGGCGAUUGUUAGUUGUUUCCGUAACUUUGCUGUAAUUACGUCGUCUAUUAAAACCAUUCGGAGCCCUUUUGGGACAGAGCUGCUACGAAGUCCAUAGUGGGGUCCAGCCACGUUAUGUGUAGCUCUGUAUGAUGUUACAGUGACCUCUAGUGGCUAAUGUACAAACUGCAAUAGCAACUCCUUCCAGAACACUAACUCGCUACAUUGCAACUUCACUUGUUUACGCUUUAACAUUGAACUCUGACUGGUCUCAGCAAUUAUUCAGUAUUAAGGCAAAAACCUUAGAUUUGAAUGGUUUCUUUAAAUUUUUUUUUUUUUAAAUAAAAAAAAUACACAUUGACUAUUAGCUAGCCUGCGACCCUGUAGAGGGAUGAAGCGGCUAGAGAUAACGAAAUCAUGUGAGAUGACUAUUACUAAUGAUUAGUACUGUAGAACGUCUGAGUGAGCUGGAAGUGUGUGUGUGUGUGAGGCGACUCUAGAACAACUUUUUCUUGUUCUGCUGUGUAAGUUCAUAACUUUUUUUUUUUUUAAAUAAACGUUAAUGCCCAUGUAUAACCAAAAAAAGCAAGUAUUUAAGAAACUAGACAGCCUCGACAGGAAGUUUUGGAAAGCUGGGAAGUCACAGAAAGCUCAUGCACUGGAAUUUUUUUUGAAAAUUGUAAUUUUUGAUAGAUAUAUUUUAAACUGGAAUGUAAAGGCCUUAUGGACUGUGUAUGCUGGUGUACAUCAAGAGUAAAGGUGAGAGGGUGUGUGCGUGUUUUUUUUUUUUUUUUUUUUUUUUUAAAUAUGUUAUUCCACAAAAUCGAGUCGUACAUGAGCUGAUGGUUAAGUUAGCCAUGUACAAUGAGAUUGAGUGGAAUAACUGUUAUUCUAUCCACAUUCACUGGAUUUUGAGAAACGGGGCAUUUUUAUUUUUUGUAAAUUCAGUAAAUAAAAACCUUUUUUUAUACAAAAUGUCCAAUCAUCUCCACUUAAUGUAAACAAACCGGCAAAAUGACAGUAGCAAUUUGUGAAAAAUGCUAUGAUAAUUCUUGAAAAAUAAGACGUUUGUACCAUCAAAUACUUUCAUUCCUUUUUUUUUGGGGGGGGGGGUCUCUACUCACGGUAUAUGAGGUGAUAUCCUAGUAGUAGAGUAGCCUACUCUUAGAGUAGCCUAACCAUCAAAUACUUUCAUUCCUUUUUUUGGGGGGGUCUCUACUCACGGUAUAUGAGGUGAUAUCCUAGUAGUAGAGUAGCCUAUCGGAGCAUGCAAUUGCUCAUAUCCAGUAAAUGUGGAUAGAAAUAUAUAAAAAAAAUAACUCCUACAAUGGACGUGAAGUUCCUGAAUGAAUUGGUUCGUAUCAUCUCACAAUAUUGAUACUUGGGAGGGGGAAAAUAUAUAUUUUUAGUUUCCAUUGAAACUUUUUUUUUUUUUGCUGUGUUUGUGUUUUAAUCUUUUUUUUAAAGAAUUAUUUUUAACCUGGUAGAAUUGUGAUGUACUGCUGCGUGUGUGUAAUAUUAAGCCAUGAUAUAUUAACAAUUUUCCUUUUCUUUCUUUGUUUAUACUUGAACUAAUUAUUCCUGUUUUCAUGUAUUACAAGUUUAGAAAUGUAUUUUUGUAUCUGUACAUGUAAACAUUAAGUGUUCUGAGAUACUUUAGCGGCUGCUUUCAGGCGUUUCAGAUUGGCGGCAUGGUUUCUCCGAUCUAGAAUCGUGCCUGAAGCUAAAAUUUCUCCUUGAAGAUCCUCGUGGCUCGGAGACACCUGUGCCUACCAAGCCAUUUGCCUUUCAGCUUCACUUAAAUCUGUACUUUUUGUUUCUCACUGGAUUUUGUACACUGUAAAUAAACGUCAUGUAAAAAUUUUUUUUUUUUUUAAAUAAAAUUAUAAUUCUUGAA